Messenger RNA from Helicoverpa armigera (cotton bollworm), 1396 nucleotides. Its product is annotated as histidine-rich glycoprotein. The record is from RefSeq and is a predicted model, not a curated record. Lineage: Eukaryota; Metazoa; Arthropoda; Insecta; Lepidoptera; Noctuidae. The transcript is spliced from 10 exons. The coding region runs from base 61 to 1335 and encodes 424 amino acids. Gene Ontology annotation, cellular component: extracellular matrix.
ACUGAACUUUGUUUGCAGCAAUACCUAGCAAUAUCAAUAGCAAAAUCGUAACAGAACAACAUGUUUUUCAAGGUACUUUGCGUGCUAUCUAUCGCCGUCGCGGUGGUCUCCGCUCACGGCUACUCCUCCCAGUACGUGCACAAGUACGACGGUCACCACGAGCCAGUGCACCACGGACAUGAUCACCACGACUACUACACUCACCCCAAGUACGAGUUCGAGUACAAGGUGGAGGACUCUCACACGGGCGACCACAAGUCGCAGCACGAGCACCGCGACGGUGACGUCGUCAAGGGACACUACUCGCUGCAUCAGCCCGACGGCUCCGUCAGGGACGUCCACUACCACGGCGACCACCACACCGGCUUCCAUGCCGACGUAAAGUUCAGCACUCACCACGAGGUCCCUCAUCAUCAUGUUUGUCUAGUCAUCGCUCUCGUAGCCGCAGUGAGCGCGCGGCCACAACACGGUCACGACUACCAGCACGGUCACGGUCACGCUGUGUCAUCGCAGAGCAUCGUACUGCACCAAACUCACGAGAGCAAGCUCGAGCCCGUACACCACGAGGAACAUCAUGAGGAGCAGCACGAGCAGCACCAGGAGGAGCAUCACCACGGACACCACGAGGAACACCACGGCCACGCCUCUUCCUCACAGAGCAUCAAGCAGCACCACGGCAAAGCCACUGAGAAACACGUCGAGUACUAUUCUCACCCUAAGUAUGAGUUCGCGUACAAAGUGGUGGACCCUCACACCGGCGACAAGAAAUCUCAGCACGAGUCUCGUGACGGUCACGUCGUGAAGGGCGUGUACAGUCUGCAUCAACCCGACGGCACCGUCAGGAUCGUCGAGUACCAUGCUGACAAGAAGACUGGGAUUGCUUUGCUCAAUAUCUCUUCUGCCUUUACAGAUUCAACGCCAACGUUAAGAUCGAGGGUCAUGCCGUGCACAUUGUUCCUGAACACCAUCACCACCACUGAUUCUGUACUUUGUGUGCUGUCUAUCGCCGUCGCGGUGGUAUCCGCGCACGGAUACUCAUCUCAAUACGUCCACAAGUACGACGGUCACCACGAGCCAGUGCAUCACGGACAUGAUCACCACGACUACUACACUCACCCCAAGUACGAGUUCGAGUACAAGGUGGAGGACUCUCACACGGGCGACCACAAGUCGCAGCACGAGCACCGCGACGGUGACGUCGUCAAGGGACACUACUCGCUGCAUCAGCCCGACGGCUCCGUCAGAGACGUCCACUACCACGGCGACCACCACACCGGAUUCCACGCGGACGUGAAGUACAGCACACACCACAUCGUGCCUCAUCAUCAUUACUGAAGGAUCUUUCUCUAAUUCCGUAGACUGAAACAGAUACUUUGAUAACUGAUGAGAUAACUUC